Haemonchus placei is the source of this 1050-nucleotide messenger RNA. NCBI's taxonomy places the organism in Eukaryota, Metazoa, Nematoda, Chromadorea, Rhabditida, Trichostrongylidae. The record is from the annotation of a GenBank genome assembly.
AUGGAUUAUCUAUCGGUACCCGGAACUCCACAACAGCCUCGACGACGUGAUUUGGAUGUACCCCGUAUGUGGAACGAGCUACGUAAGAAGAGUAUAAGCGAGUUGAGUCUAGUAUUCGAUGUAUUCCGUGGACCAAGUCCAUCUACCAGUCAGGUAAUGCACCCAGACAGGGAGCGAGCUUGUCAGUCGACUGGUAAUCUUCAGACUACACCUUCGAAAGGGGGACGUCGUCGGCGGCGGAUGCAGAACACAUGGAAGGCGCUUUCCGCUUCUAAUCUUGCUCGGCAUUAUGUUCUGGUUCAAGAAGAAAAGGCGAUGCAGGCGGUACCUACUGCCCCUAUCGAUGCCAACAAAUUUGUCGCCUAUGUGACCGAGCGACGGAAAAAGCGAAUACUGUUCAAAGGGGAAUAUCUUAUGAUCAAUCGUUCGAUAGACGCAGCGAAAUGUCGAUGUGAUGUGGGAAGUACGCUAACGGAAAGGAAUCCCUAUCCGGAUACCUUACCGUACGACUAUAAUCGGGUCAUCCUUCCACGUUUACCGUGUGACGAGAAUUCCCACUAUGUCAACGCCAGUUACGUCAAUAGUUGGCUGAGAGAAAAAGCCUAUGUGGUAACACAAGCGGUUCGAACUAAACCGAUGAACGUCGAAUUUUGGCGUAUGGUCUGGGAACUUGGUUCGAAUUGCAUCGUGAUGCUGACCAAAGUCUUCGAUUUUAUGCGGGUAAUGUGCCUCCAAUAUUGGCCACUGACACGGUUCACAUUUGGGGAUAUCGAAGUAGAGACGGUCGACACACAUACCUAUGCCCAUUUUGUAAGUAUUUUUUGUCUGCUGGAGGGUACGGUAAUUCGAACGUUUCGAUUGACGAGGAAAAUUGGCGAAAACCAGGAGUCACGAAUUGUUAAACAUUUUCAUUUUACGGAAUGGGAGCUUGAUUCGUUUCCUUACAUCUCAGCAUUCAUCGAACUCCGCCGGCGAGUCCGUCAAUUUACCGAUAAAAACCCCGUCGAUGCACCUAUUAUCGUUCAUUGCAGGUGCGAUUCAUAUGUUUAG